Xyrauchen texanus (razorback sucker) is the source of this 2067-nucleotide messenger RNA. RefSeq names its product tumor protein D54-like. Gene Ontology annotation, cellular component: cytoplasm. Bases 126 to 728 code for a protein of 200 amino acids. Lineage: Eukaryota; Metazoa; Chordata; Actinopteri; Cypriniformes; Catostomidae. The transcript has 9 exons. The record is from RefSeq and is a predicted model, not a curated record.
GUUCCGGAAGCUUACGCUCGUCGUUAAACCUCUUGUUUCGAAGUCACCGAAGUCAACCUCUAAUAAACUGUGUGACAUUUAUCUUACAAAUAGUAAAAGUGAUCUAGGAUCAUAUUACAUAAAAAAUGGACUCUUCUGAGCAUGGUUCUUCAAUGACAUAUACAGGUGUAGCCAGCGGAGGAACUCUGCCUCCAGGCCUGACAGAGGAAGAGGCAGAAGAACUGCAGCUGGAACUUACCAAGGUAGAGGAUGAGAUUCAGACACUAAGACAGGUUCUUACAGCAAAGGAGAGGCAUGCCGCAGAGCUGAAACGCAGGCUUGGCCUCAGUCCCCUCUCUGAACUCAAACAGAACAUUACCAAGGGCUGGCACGAAGUCCAGUGCUCCAAUGCAUAUCUAACAGCCUCGGCCACACUGGAGGAAAUUAGCCGCUCUACUGUGUAUAAGAGGACUCAGGAGACUCUGUCUCAGGCUGGACAGAUGACAUCAACUGCAUUCUCAACAAUGGGCUCUGCAAUCAGAAACAGACUGGGAGAGAUGAAGGCUCUGCCAUACUCUAACUCUGGUAGCAACUUUUCCAUGCAUCACUCUUUAAGUAUGCCAGCAAUGAGGAACUCGCCAAGCUUUAAAUCCUUCGAGGACAAGGUGGAGAACAUGAAGUACAAAGUAAUGGGACGAUCGAAUGGUGAGAGUGACCAAUCGACAACCAGCAACAAUGCACCCUUCUGAGCAGGAAGUGCAACCUCAUGACCAAGAACUGACAUCUGUGACCCAUUUAACCCCUUACACACUCCAAUCCACAGCUCUAUUUACUUCAACUGAAUGUAUAAACAGAAAACAAUGCUUUAAUAUGUUAAGAUGCCAACAUGCAAAGAUUGUAAUUUUUACUUCUACAGUUUAAGAGUUUGACUUUCACUCUUGAAAAUGUAUUGUAGCCAAACUGUUAAGCAAAACCUUUUUAAUAAGCAUAUUUGGAAAAACUGGAGAACAGCUCUUGUGAUCGUUAUUGGAGAACAUGCACUGUGCACAAAAUUACUGUUACAUAUUAUGGUUUCUUUGUCAAAUAACAGGGCUUCUCAGAUACUUCAGAUCAGCAUCAAGAUGUGAACUGUUUGCACAUCUCACACACUUGGAGUGUAAAAGUGUAAGGCUUCCUUACCCUGGCCUGUUGCCACUGUUCAUUAUUGUUAUUGUUCCUGAAUUGAAUAUUGCGUUAUUACCCUGCUAAUUAAAGGCUUGUUACUCAGGGCAAAAGGUGCUAAGCUUUCCUUAUGAUGAGACCCAUGGACCUGAUAUGAAUGGCAUUUAUGAAGAUGUAUACAAAAUGUUUUCAUGAUAAUUUCAAAUCAUAAUGAAAAAGGUAACUACAGCAUAUCUGGCAUUUUCUAACAAAGAGUGAAUGAAAAAAUUCUUGAAGCAAACUACACCUUAGUUGUUUUUCCUUCUUUUUCCUCCAACUUAGUUUAGCGUGUGUUGAAUUGUUGUUCAUUUUGUAGUUUUGGGGCAUACUACAAACUUCAUAGGGAUUUUUUUUCUCUCAUGGUAAGUAUUAAAUACUAUUGGUGUUUUUCCCAUGGUAGCCUACAGUAUAUUUUAAAGUGCUGUGUCUAAUAUAGAUUGUAAGGAGUUUUGUUUUGGUUUUUGUCUUCAUAAGUGAUUUCACUAUACAGUAAUGGAAACAGUCAAGGCAUUUGGUGAGAUAAUGGUGUCUGAAUCUUUUAUUUACUAAUCAGGUGCCAUACUUAUAUUUCAGUGAUUUCUGAAAUCAGAAAACUGUAUGAUAUUGCUCUCUCAUUUGGAUUUGUAAAAGUGGAUUUUAAACUAAAAUAUUGUUGUGGGCAUACCCCUCAUCCCCACUUUUUUGGGCAAUUUGUUGUUUUGCAAAUGUUUUCUUUGUACUUUCUUUGCUAGUGCUGAUGAAAGUACUGGUGAUGCAAAGGUCUGUAAAAUAAUAAUGCUACAAUGGUGACCUAAACACUGUAUACAUAUUAGAUGCUUUACGGCUGUUAAAUACUAGAUUGUUCAGGAUUUAAUGAAGAUAAAUAGAUUAAAUAAAGAAAAUUAAUGA